AUGGGAAAGGCUCAUUAUCUGCCACAUCAUCCCGUCGUUAGGAACGACAAGAAGACCACAAAGGUCCGGGUGGUAUUCGACGCAUCGGCGAAGACUUGUCAGGGGCCAAGCCUGAAUGAGUGUUUGUACUCAGGUCCAGCAAUGACCGAAAACAUUCUGGACAUUAUCAUCAGAUUCCGGCACCAUCGGGUGGCAGUAGUUGGUGAUAUUGAGAAGGCAUUUCUCAUGGUCGAGCUUGCUGAGUCCGACCGCAACGCCGUCCGGUUUCUGUGGGUGGACGACCCGUUCAGCGAAUCACCACAAGUGUUGACGUACCGCUUCACGAGAGUGGUUUUCGGUCUGACAUGCAGUCCCUUCUUGCUGAACGCUACGCUCCGCCAUCAUAUCAACCUGUACGCCGAUGAUCCCGACUUCGUAGCCUCGUUCCUUGAGAACACCUACGUUGAUGAUCUGAUCAACGGAGCUGAUGAUGAUGAUACGGCCUAUCUGCUGUACAGCAAGAUGAAGAGUCGCCUGGCAGUCGGUGGAUUCAAUGCAAGAAAGUUCCAGUCAAACUCAACGGCUCUCAUUGCGCGUAUUGAUGAAAAUGAACGGUCGCUACAAUCGCUAACACCACCAGCAGUCGAGCAAGCAGCUGAACCUGUGUCAACAGACGACCAGUCCUACGCUAAGUCUUCACUGGGAGCUGAAGAAGCUGGGUUGUUGGAUAAGGUACUUGGAAUUCCCUGGGACCGUCAGCAAGAUGAGCUAGUAAUCAACAUCAGCCAAGUUUUCCAGGAAGUAGCUGAUAAGCCGCUGACCAAGAGACAAGUUAUUGCAUUGGCGUCACAAGUCUUCGACCCUGUCGGCUUCCUCUCACCCCUCGUUCUUCCCCUGAAGAAAUUCUUCCAACAGAUAUGCCGCAUCAAGAUUGCCUGGGAUGAGCAGCUAACUCCAUCAUUGCAGGAACUGUGGUCGUCUUUACUUCAAGAGCUUCAGUCGUGCCAACCAAUACGAAUCCCUCGAUGUUACUUUGCUGCUGUCCAGGGUGAUAUUCACGCCGUGGAGCUGCACGGCUUCUGUGAUGCAUCCGCCGAUGCUUAUGCUGCUGUUGUCUAUCUGGCUAUCCACACCGAGUCUGGGACCCAUGUCCAGUUUGUCACUUCGAAGAGCAGAGUGGCUCCACUUGCAUCGCAGACUAUUCCUCGGCUUGAGCUGCUGUCUGCGCUCGUCCUCGCCCGUCUGAUUGUCCGUGUUCGCAAGGCACUGGCACGUUACGUCUCUGUCAGUCGAAUCGCAUGCUGGACAGAUUCCAUGAUCGCUCUACACUGGAUCCGUGGGGACACGCGAGAGUGGAAGACCUUUGUACAGAACAGAGUGGUGGAAGUGCGAUCCCUUGUACCCAGCUCAGCGUGGUCGCACUGCCCAGGAACGCUGAACCCAGCCGAUCUACCCUCGCGGGGAGUCCAGCCAUCCAGCUUCGACGCGAAGCUGUGGCUCAAUGGUCCUCCUUGGCUGGCUGAAAAGGAGCUGGUAGCAACUGAGAGUCGGGACGAUGAUGUGGUGAUACAAGAAGCCCAUCAGGAGUUGAAGCGGCAGCCAACAACAGCCACACUUGCGACCACCACAGCCAGUCACCCCUCAAUUCAUCAAAUCAUUGACAUCGAACGCUUCAGCACAUUCAGUCGACUGGUCCGAGUGACAGCGUAUGUCCGGAAGUUCGUCACCAUCUUGCAGCUGCGUCGAACCAACACAGCAUGCCAGCCUGUCAUCUCUGCAGUUGAUCUGAAGGAGGCAGAGGCACUGUGGAUUCGUACUUGCCAAGCACAGUUAGUUGCUGAUUCCAACUUUGAGAAGUUGUCACACGAGUUUGGUAUCUUCGUCGACGAUCAAGGUAUUCGAAGAUGCGGGGGGAGAUUGCGCAAUGCCGCCCUCACCACAGCGCAGAAACAUCCAGCACUUUUGCCACGCGACCAUCCAAUCACGGCCAUGAUCGUGAGACGCUGUCAUGCUGCCGUCCUGCACAGCGGUGUCAACGAGACACUCACGGAGCUCCGGUCUACCUACUGGAUUGUCAGAGGCCGCCAGUUUGUGCGCACCAUCGUACGUGGCUGUCAGCACUGCAAGAGGGUGAACACGAAGCCGUACGCUGCAUCAACCAGUGCCCAGCUGCCUUCUGAGCGCGUAAGUGGCGAGGAGGCAUUCCGGAACGUGGGUGUUGACUUUGCUGGCCCUCUGUAUGUCAAUGAAGGCGGCAGCAAAGUCAAGGCAUAUGUAGCUCUGUUCACCUGCGCUGUGAGUCGUGCUGUCCACCUGGAGCUGGUCAGUGACCUGACAACGGAAGCCUUCAUGCGAUGCUUUCGGCGAUUUGUGGCACGUCGUGGGUUCCCGUGUUUUGUCAUCAGUGACCACGGCAAGACGUUCGAGGCAGCAGCGCGUGAGCUGUGCAGUAUCGCCCAAUCUGCUGAAUGUCAGCAGUUCUCCGCUGAACACCACAUUCAGUGGCAGUUCAAUGUGGAGAAGGCCCCUUGGUGGGGAGGCUUCUUCGAGCGACUUGUGCAAAGCGUCAAGCGUUGCCUCCGCAAAGUGUUGGGCAAUGCAUAUGUGUCUGGUGAGGAGCUGGUGACGGUGCUGGCAGAGGUCGAAUGUACCCUCAACUCCAGGCCAUUGACCUUCCUCUCUACGGAAGAAUGGACGGAGCCGUUGACGCCAUCGCAUCUGCUACUCGGCCGUCGACUUAGGUCCAUGCCAGAUGCGGAGCAUAUCCCACGUGCAGCCACAGCUGAAGUCGUACGAGAGCGAGCGGAGCACCUACAACAACUCAUACGACAUAGCUGGACUCGUUGGCGUCGUGAGUACCUGCUGGAACUAAGGAAUGCCCACCGCCAACAAUUCAAUGCCAACGCCACACCUAUUCGCGUCGGGGAUGUGGUGCUCAUCGAAGACGAGAACGCAAAGCGCCAACAGUGGCCUCUUGGCCUAGUAGUCGAGUUAAUCCCGGGUCAUGAUGGCAUUGCUCGUGCAGCGAAGGUCAAAACCGCAACACCGAAGAAAGGUAGCGUUACGCACCUGAAGAGGCCCAUCCAGCGUCUCUACCCACUCGAAGUCUGUGCCGAGGAAGCAGUCACGGUUCCGAAUCGUCAAGCACCUGAGAAUGAGCCAUUGCAAUCCGUCAGGCCACAGCGAGCGGCGGCAGUACAAGCGGCUGCGUUGCCGAUGCAGUUAAGAAACCGUGGACUAAUUUGA
Sycon ciliatum is the source of this 3225-nucleotide messenger RNA. RefSeq lists its product as uncharacterized. The coding region runs from base 1 to 3225 and encodes 1074 amino acids. The transcript has a single exon. Gene Ontology annotation, molecular function: nucleic acid binding. Gene Ontology annotation, biological process: DNA integration. The record is from RefSeq and is a predicted model, not a curated record. Lineage: Eukaryota; Metazoa; Porifera; Calcarea; Leucosolenida; Sycettidae.